AUGCGUGAGCAAGCACGGGGGAAAGGGAUGGCGCUGCAGCGCUUCGACGAGCAGCCGCGCUACACGGAGGUGAACCCCGGGGAGGACGCGCUGCUGGUGUGCAAGGUGUUCAACAAGCGCGGCACCUGCUCCUGGCAAAAGGACAACAAGCCCGUGGGCAUGUACGCGCGCAAGUACGAGUGGGCGGGGUCGCGCGACGCGGGCGACUGCAGCCUGCUGGUGCGCGCCGCGGUGCUGGAGUUCGACGACGGCGAGUGGGAGUGCCAGGUGACGGCGUCCGAGUUCACCACGCAGGACGCGCUCACCUCGGCGCCCGUGCGGCUCGUCGUGCGCGUGCAGCCGCAGAGGCCGCGCAUCGAGUUCAACUCGAGC
Molecule: messenger RNA, 372 nt
Organism: Gryllus bimaculatus (two-spotted cricket)
Lineage: Eukaryota; Metazoa; Arthropoda; Insecta; Orthoptera; Gryllidae
Source: the annotation of a GenBank genome assembly